AUGCCAGGGCCUGCAACAGCCCAUUAUGAAGCGCGUCCUGCCCAAGGUAUGGAUUACAUACGUGGAAGCAACACCAGUCCCCAGCCUCCUCCGUUCCUGUGGCCCGGGCCGAGGCGGCUUCGCCACCGCGAAGGCGAGGCGUUGAGGGGGAGCGGGAGCGGUACCCCCAGCCCCUCAGCAAUACCCCUGGUCCCCGUCACGGGAAGGGCCCUACAAGGUCGCUGCCCCGGGCAGGGGGACCUGGGCCGGCCCCGCCGGCACGGCGAUGAGCAGGGAAGAGCGCAACAAAGGCCUGCUCCCCACACGCAACCCGCCCGCCAGCAAUGCUCCCCUCCCGUUUCUCCCCAAUCUCUCUGCCCGGGCUGGUACGUACCGAAGCGCGGCGCUGGCUGGGAGGCACGGCGGGUCUCAUACUGCCGGGACGGGGGGAAAGGUGUGACUGUCACCGGUGCCCGGCGGGAGGCGUAUGCGGCGAGACCGGGCGGUGGCGGAGCCGCAUCGCUGCCCGCGACAAGACCCGCUGCCGCCCCUCCCCCUCGCUCGGUACCUCGCGGCUCCCGUACGGCCCCGCUGCCGCCACCGCUCCUGCCGCCGCCGCCGCCGCCGCCGCCACACUUCCGGGCAGGGAGGGGUCACACUGCCACACGCCGUGCCGCUUCCAUCCGGGACUUUCCGCGUGGUCCCGCCCUCUCCCCCGCGGCGCCCGGGGCGGGGCUUGCGAGUGGCUCAUGGGGGUGGGGUUGCUGA
Molecule: messenger RNA, 747 nt
Organism: Neopsephotus bourkii (Bourke's parrot)
Lineage: Eukaryota; Metazoa; Chordata; Aves; Psittaciformes; Psittacidae
Product: basic proline-rich protein-like
Exons: 1
Coding region: 1-747 (248 amino acids)
Source: RefSeq, a predicted model, not a curated record